Messenger RNA from Pundamilia nyererei, 1046 nucleotides. Its product is annotated as E3 ubiquitin-protein ligase TRIM39-like. Lineage: Eukaryota; Metazoa; Chordata; Actinopteri; Cichliformes; Cichlidae. The record is from RefSeq and is a predicted model, not a curated record. The coding region runs from base 1 to 930 and encodes 309 amino acids. The transcript has a single exon. Gene Ontology annotation, molecular function: protein binding.
AUGUCUGCUGCCUGCUGUCUUCAAUCUGAAGAUCGGUUUCUGUGCUCCAUCUGUCUGGAUCUCUUCACUGAUCCAGUCUCCACACCAUGUGGACACAACUUCUGCAAAAACUGCAUAAGUCAACACUGGGAUAUCAGUGAGAGGUGUCAGUGUCCUGUGUGUAAAACGGUGUUUGAGAUCAGACAUGAGCUGGGGGAAAUCUCUGAGCUGAUGAAGAGAAGCUCUGAGGUGGAGCAGCUCUCACUCUCUAAAGAUCACCUCCACCUCAUUCAACGCUUCUCAUGCCUACAAGUUGCUCCAACCAGCAAUGACUGGACAGAGGUCAGUAUCCAUCCACUAUCAUAUGAGCUGUUUGAGGCUGAGCUGAAGAGGAUCCAGCAGUAUGCAGUGGAUAUGACUCUUGAUCCUGAUACAGCACAUCCGAAACUUAUCCUGUCUGAUGAUGGAAAACAAGUACACUGUGGUGAUAGAAGGAAGCAACAUCCAGACAACCCAGAGAGAUUUUUUAAAGGUGUUUGUGUUUUAGCAAAGCAGAGUCUCUCUUCAGGCAGAUUAUACUUUGAAAUUCAGGUUAAAGAAAAGACCAAAUGGUUUUUAGGGGUGGUCAGAGAGUCAAUCAACAGGAAGGAAGACCCCAAUCCGAGUCCUGCGAAUGGUUACUGGACAGUAAUUUUAGGUAAAAAUAGUUUUAUAGCUCUUGACAACCUUCCAGUCCAUCUUCCUCUUCAUCGUCCUGAGAAGGUGGGAGUGUUUGUGGAUUAUGAGGAGGGUCUGGUCUCCUUUUAUGAUGUAGAUGAUGCAGCUCUUAUCUACUCCUUUACUGGCUGCUCCUUUACCGAGAAACUCUACCCAUUCUUCUGUCCCGGUAAUAAUGAUGAUGGUAACAACUCUGCGCCGCUGAUCAUCUGUCCUGUCAAUCAGCCAGUCUGAUCUUUUUACAUGAGGAAAUUGGAUCAAUUAUAGGUUAAGCUCAUUAUUUUAACUAACACAAAGAAGAAGUCCUAUAAACAGAACUUGGCAAACUGCACCUUCUGAAGAUUAUGAGA